Molecule: messenger RNA, 4055 nt
Organism: Erpetoichthys calabaricus (reedfish)
Lineage: Eukaryota; Metazoa; Chordata; Cladistia; Polypteriformes; Polypteridae
Gene: ror2
Product: receptor tyrosine kinase-like orphan receptor 2
Biological process (GO): multicellular organism development; cell surface receptor protein tyrosine kinase signaling pathway; positive regulation of kinase activity
Cellular component (GO): signaling receptor complex
Molecular function (GO): ATP binding; transmembrane receptor protein tyrosine kinase activity; protein binding
Source: RefSeq, a predicted model, not a curated record
CUGACUUUUUUGGGCACCCUGCCUGCAGUGGCUGCGCGGAUUCAGAAAGAGAUGCCUGGUCCUUUUAUGUAAACGGGGGAUGAACUCAUGUCUUCCAUCGUUUUCAUGGGAAAAAUAUAUGCAUUACAAACACACGAGCAAAUACAAUUCAGGCAAAGAAAGUGAAGUCACAUCGGAGAACAUUUUACCUGUUUGAUUGCGCAUAUAGAGUGCCUGUGAGCUGCAAGAAAAGCGGAGCAGCAGAGCGGAGAUUUGCUAACCUCUUCAGAUUGGAGACGAUUACUUUCUAGAAGGGCGAUGAGGAAAAUAAGGAGAACGACUUGGACGCGUGUGGAAAUGGUGCUUGUGUUCGCCUUGGCAUUUUGGUGGGACGUGCACGCAGAAGAUGCCAGCUUAUCUGAAGCAGGGGAGACAUUAGGACUAGCAGAUGCUCAAGACCGAGGGCAGCCAACACCUAAAGGUUUUUUUCUAUAUUUCUUGGAGCCUGUGAAUAACAACACCCUACUUCAAGGGCAGACUGCCACUUUGCAUUGCAAGGUGGCUGGAAACCCAACGCCCAGCAUUAGGUGGCUGAAGAACGAUGCACCAGUUGUUUUGGAACAGGGACGGAUAUCCAUAAGAAAGACAGAAAUGGGUUCCAGACUGCGGAUCCAAGAUUUGGACACCACAGACACAGGCUACUACCAGUGUGUGGCUUCCAAUAGCGUGAGGACCAUAUCAGCCACUGGGGUGCUCUUUGUCCGUCUUGGACAGUCACCAACUCCUGGCUCGAACUACAAUGACCAGGAUGAGUCUCGUGAAGAAGGAUUUUGCCAGCCCUACCGGGGGAUUGCAUGUGCUCGAUUCAUUGGAAACAGGACCAUAUACGUGGACUCUCUCCAGAUGCAAGGGGAAAUUGAAAACCGAAUUACUGCGGCAUUUACAAUGAUUGGUACUUCAACUCACCUGUCCGACCAGUGCUCCCAGUUUGCCAUCCCCUCUUUCUGCCAUUACGUGUUCCCCCUGUGUGAUGAGCGUUCCCGAAUACCGAAGCAGCGGGAGCUUUGCAGGGAUGAAUGUGAGGUCCUGGAGAAUGACUUGUGUCGGACUGAGUACAUGAUUGCCCGGUCUAACCCACUCAUUCUGAUGCAACUCCAGCUGCCAAACUGUGAUGACCUCGCACUCCCAGAUACUUUGGAGGCAGAAAACUGCAUGAGGAUUGGCAUUCCCGUUGAGAAGCUGAGAAGAUAUCACAAAUGCUACAAUGCCAGUGGAGCGGAUUACCGAGGCACAGUCAGCUUCACUAAAUCCGGCUACAAGUGCCAGCGCUGGAGUGCACAGUUUCCCCACAGCCAUCACUUCACCAACCUGGAGUUCCCAGAGCUCGGUGGAGGGCACAACUAUUGUCGCAACCCUGGUGGACAGAUGGAGGCGCCCUGGUGCUUCACACAAAAUGAAAAUGUGCGAGUGGAGCUUUGUGACAUUCCUGCCUGCAAUCCUCGUGAAAACAGUAAAAUGGAGAUUCUUUACAUCCUAACUCCAAGCAUUGCAAUUCCUCUAGUGACUGCUUGCCUGCUGUUCCUUUUUUGUAUGUGUCGCAAUAAGCGGAAAGCUUGCACACCUCCAAGACGUCAACUUGUGGCCUCCCCCAGCCAAGAUAUGGAAUUACCUCUCAUCAACCAACAUAAACACCAGGCAAAACUGAAAGAGCUCAACCCUAGUGCUUUGCAUUUUUUGGAGGAGCUUGGAGAAGACCGCUUUGGAAAAGUAUACAAAGGACAUAUGUAUGGCACUGCCCCUGGGGAGCAAGCUCAUGUUGUUGCCAUCAAGACAAUCAAAGACAAAGCUGACAUGACACUACGGGAAGAAUUCAAGCAUGAAGCUCUCAUGAGGUCUCGUCUGCAACAUCCUUUUGUCGUCUGCCUGCUGGGACUGGUCACCAAGGACCAGCCCAUGAGUAUGGUCUUUAGUUACUCAUCUCACGGUGACCUGCAUGAAUUCUUGGUCAUGAGGUCUCCUCACUCUGAUGUUGGUAGCACCGAUGAUGACAAAACAGUCAGGUCUACACUGGAGCCAUCAGACUUUCUUCACAUCAUCACCCAGAUUGCUGCAGGCAUGGAAUACUUGUCCAGUCACCAUGUUGUUCAUAAAGAUCUGGCAACCAGAAACAUUUUAGUCUAUGAUAAACUGAACGUGAAGAUCUUGGAACUAGGCAUGUUCCGGGAUGUUUACUCAGCAGAUUACUACAAAUUAAUGGGGAAUAACCCUUUUCCAAUUCGCUGGAUGUCUCCAGAGGCAAUAUUGUAUGGCAAAUUCUCUGUGGAUUCAGAUAUUUGGUCUUUUGGAGUUGUCUUGUGGGAGAUCUUUAGCUAUGGCUUGCAGCCCUAUUGUGGUUACUCCAAUCAAGAUGUCAUUGAGAUGGUCAGGAACCGACAGGUGCUGGCAUGCCCUGAUGACUGCCCUGCCUGGAUUUAUACCCUGAUGUUGGAGUGCUGGAAUGAGUUCCCAACUAGAAGACCCAGAUUUAAAGAUAUUCAUACUCGACUAAGGACAUGGGAAAGCCUCUCCAACUAUAACAGCUCUGCUCAAACCUCUGGGGCCAGCAACACCACUCAGACCAGCUCUCUCAGCACAAGUCCGGUCAGCAAUGUCAGCACAGCACGAUACGUCGGGCCAAAGCAGAAAGCCCAAGCAUUUUCACCACCCCAGUUCAUUCCCAUGAAGGGCCAGAUUCGACCAAUGGUCCCACCACCACAGCUCUAUAUUCCAGUUAAUGGCUACCAGCCAAUGCCAGCCUAUGGUGCCUACCUACAGAAUUUCUACCCCAUGCAGAUUCCCAUGCAGAUCCCUCCACAGCAAGUGCACCCUCAGAUGAUCCCAAAAGCUGGGUCUCAUCACAGUGGAAGUGGCUCCACCAGCACAGGUUAUGUCACAACCGCUCCUUCAAAUGCUUCCAUGACCGAACGGGCAGCUUUACUUACAGAAGAUCUAAAAGCCUCUGAAGAAAAGCAAUGUGUGAACUCCGAAACAACCCCUACUUCCAUGCAGGAUGAAGACGUUUCCGUCCCAGAGACAGAGUUAUUGGGAGACAGCGACAUUCCACACCUGGAGGAAGCCGAGACACGUUCAGAAGCAUAACCAGUGGCAGGUUCUCUUCGGCAAGGCUCUCAAGUACUUUAUCUGAAGGGAAUGAUUUUAUUUGAAAAUUCCAAAAGAACUGGGUAGGAACUCCUCUUAAAGCCCAGCUGAAACCCAAAAAGGUGCCCGGGGAGCAUUUGAGUUAUCAGAUUGUUACUGAGUAUUGCAGAGAUGUUCAGCCAGACUCUCUUUACUGUUGCUGUGCAACGUGAGGCAGUAUAUUGGGGGUAUGUCAAAGUUGGCCGUAUCUUGAGGGGGAAGUAUUGGAGCUCCAGAUGAACUGAGCUUCUUACAACACACGUGCCUUAACAGUCCAUAUAUGAACAGACAUUUUUAUAUAACUGAGGAAAGCUGAAGAGAACUCAACGGUACAUUUUUGUCAGAAUUUAUUCUGAACUCUUAUAAGUGUGUCAUGAAAAAUGGGGCCAGUGUUCAAUGAAGAGAAAUGUUUUUGCAUUAAAGAAAAAAUAUUCAACGUCAAACAGCAGGAAUCUAACAAGACCGUGGGUGCUGGAGAUAUCUGAGACAAGGGUACCAGUUAGUGGCAACAAGUCUUUGUAUUACAGUGUUUGUUGUUUUUUUUUUUCUUUCAAAAGAGGCAAUUUGUACAUGUUUUUAAUUUUGCUUCCUUUUUAUUGGAAAACCCUGUACAGACUUGUAAUUUAUGUGUUUUACGGUUUCAAAAUAGCUUUCAUUUUGAAGUUGCUUUUUUAUUAUAAUUUAAAUGUUUUACUUAAUCCACGUGGGUGAAGUUUGUUCAUGGUUAAGUGAUUAUUACUUUUCUGUUACUGUUGGCAAACAAUUUCUUUGAUUUCAAUUAUGAUUUUUGUAAGCCUCACAAAAAAAAAAAAUGGUGUAUUUGUAAGGAGCACACCGCUUAGCCACAUAUGUUGUUUACAUCCACGAGUGGAGUAUCCAAUAAAGAAAAGCGUUAUUAA